This is a messenger RNA of Salvelinus namaycush (lake trout), 1053 nucleotides long. Its product is annotated as complement C1q tumor necrosis factor-related protein 4-like. Gene Ontology annotation, molecular function: protein binding. The coding region runs from base 1 to 1053 and encodes 350 amino acids. The record is from RefSeq and is a predicted model, not a curated record. The transcript has a single exon. NCBI's taxonomy places the organism in Eukaryota, Metazoa, Chordata, Actinopteri, Salmoniformes, Salmonidae.
AUGUGUCAAGUAACCUGCACGUGGGCCUUUGCUCGCCUGCCCGAGGAUGCAGAACUGCGUUCUGCCUUUUCAGUGGCACGCACCAGCAGCAUGGAGGGUGGACCAAAGAUGGUGGUGACCUUUGACAAGGAGUAUGUUAACAUCGGUGGGGACUUUGAUCCAAAGGCAGGCAUGUUCCGCUGCCGCAUCCCGGGAGCAUACUACUUCUCCUUCACAGUGGGGAAAUUCCCACGUCGUGACCUGUCAGUCAUGCUAAUGAAGAACAGGAAUGAAGUGCAGGCCAUUGUGUAUGAUGAGAAUGCGGGAGAGGAGCGUAAGGUGCAGAGCCAAAGCGCCAUGCUGCAGUUGGACUUUGGUGACACAGUCUGGCUCCGCCUUCACGGUGAUCCCCGCUAUGCCAUCUACAGCAACACAGGUCACUACACCACCUUUAACGGCUACCUAAUCUACCCUGACACCUACACCUUCCAAGACCCCAAGCACGAGGACCCAACUCCCAUGAAUGGAAACGAGGCGAAUGCCAAUGACCACACCCUAACAGACCAGGAUAGGCUGGGAGAAAGGGACAACGUAGAGAAGAGAGAGGAGGUAGAGGAUAAAGAGGAGGACCAGAGGUCAGCCUUCUCCGUUGGCCGCACUCAGAGCAUCGUAGGGGUGGACCAGGGCUUCACAGAGCACCGUCCUAUCGCCUUUGACACAGACUUUGUCAACAUUGGCGCUGACUUUAACGUCACCGAAGGUGUAUUCACCUGCCGUAUUCCAGGAGCCUACUUCUUCUCCUUCAAUGCUGGCAAGCUUCCCCACAAAACCCUGUCAAUCAAGCUGAUGAAGAACCACCUGGAGGUGCAGGCCAUGAUCUACGAUGACAGUGAUACUGAGAAGGCUCUGCAGAGCCAAAGUCUGAUGCUGUCUCUGCGCCGUGGUGAUAUCGUCUGGCUUUAUAGCCACCAGCGCAAUGGCUUUGGAGCAUACAGCAACCAUGCCAAGUAUAUAACCUUCACUGGCUUCCUGGUCUAUCCAGAAAUACAAAAACCAGCCACCAAACAGCAGUAA